GUUUAAUUUGUCACUUCUGGUAUUCGUUUCUCCUGUUUUUCUCAGCGAAAAAAAAACUGUUUCCCCUAGGCCUAUAGGAAAAAUCCUCUCGAUUGUUUGUGUACAGUGCUUUCCAGAAACUUCCACCAGCGGACCCGGUAAAACCGAUAGGUAACCCUACGGAGUGACAGAGGCACACCAAACCCGAUAUUCCGAAAGAAUAAUACAAGUAACACUAGUUAAACAGACAACAUGUCUUAUGAAGUAGUUGUUAUAAAAGAAGGCUACAACAAACCCAAAGACGAAGGUCAACAAAGGGCAAGUGCUAUAAGUUUAAUCAAGGGUCCUAAAAAUAUUAUUGUGGACACUGGAAACCCCUGGGAUAAAGACUUCAUUUUGGAUGGUCUUAAGAAGAAUGGACUUUCGCCUGAGAAGAUUGAGUAUUGUGUGUGCACCCAUGGCCAUUCGGACCGCGUUGGGAACCUGAGUAUCUUCUCUAAUGCUGUACACAUCCUAUCUUAUGAUGUGUGUGUUGGAGACCAAUACCAAAUGCAUGAUUUCAAGACGGGAAUUCCUUACGAGAUAGAUGAUGAUGUAGAAGUGAUCCCCACCCCUGGACACACGGGGUCAGAUGUCUCUGUAAUUGUCAGUAACACAGGACUGGGUACCGUGGCAGUGACAGGUAAUUUAUUUGAGUGUUUCGAGGAUUUAGAUGAACCGAGUCUUUGGCAGGAUGUAAGUCAAAACCCAGAACUUCAACAAGAAGGUCGAAUAAAAGUUCUUGAAAAAGCGGACUACAUUGUGCCUGCACACGGAAAAAUGUUCAAAGUCCCAGAUGAGUACAAGAAAUCUAUGAGGGUGGUCAUGUAUGAAGAGGAAAUUGAGCAAUCAGGGGAUAAAACAACAAUCAGUGAAUAUGUGGUGUUAGAAGGCGACGAUGAAUAAUGCAUGCUGGGAGUUCUCUUGUGUGGGAGGAAAUUUCUCGGGGAAAAAAGAAAAAUAGAAAACCUGAAAGAUUUUCAAAACCCUUUCCAAAACCCUUUGUUGUUGGUUAUAAAACCCUAAAUACUAAAGUGCCAUAAAUUGCAUAAUGAUAAUAUAAUUAUACCAAGAUUGAUACCUGUAGUUAUUCCUGUGAUAAGCUUUAACAGAUAUUCAUUAAUUUAUAGAUGUAUUUUAUAAAGUUUUGGUAUGGAGACAUUUGAGAAUUGUUCGUAAAUUUUGGUCCAUUUAAUAUAUGGCAAAAGGUAGAUUAAUAAUGGUUUUGUGUAUUUUUCGAAACUAUUGUUGUCUUGAAAAUUUUACAUUCCUGUAUAAAAUUGUUUCAGGGUUCCUUGUUGAAAAAAAUAUAGGUUUAUUAUUGGACUGUCACUGAAGGACCAGUCUCAUCACAUUGUGAUAUACAUUGUAUUCAUCUUAUCAUGACAGGUGGAAAUGACAUAAAUUGUGCCCUAUUGACCAAGUUUAACUUCCACCAAGUAUCAUUAUAAUAUUCAUAUUUUUAGGUCAC
Molecule: messenger RNA, 1489 nt
Organism: Saccostrea cuccullata (small rock oyster)
Lineage: Eukaryota; Metazoa; Mollusca; Bivalvia; Ostreida; Ostreidae
Product: metallo-beta-lactamase domain-containing protein 1-like
Exons: 6
Coding region: 232-924 (230 amino acids)
Source: RefSeq, a predicted model, not a curated record